This is a messenger RNA of Chenopodium quinoa (quinoa), 651 nucleotides long. RefSeq lists its product as uncharacterized. Bases 1 to 651 code for a protein of 216 amino acids. Lineage: Eukaryota; Viridiplantae; Streptophyta; Magnoliopsida; Caryophyllales; Amaranthaceae. The record is from RefSeq and is a predicted model, not a curated record. Gene Ontology annotation, molecular function: protein binding. The transcript has a single exon.
AUGCAAAUCAUAUCAUCGGAAACAGCGAUUCAGGUAGCUUUUCUAGCCCUAACCCUAGCAAUCUUCUUCGUCAUCUACAAACUUCCGAAAAAAGCCUUCUCGAAGCUUCGAUCGAACAACCGCGCCGCCUCCCAAUCAAGCCACCACUUCCUCAACGGCGCUCAACUCCUCAGCCGCGCUAGAUCGGCGCGCAACCGCGCCACAGCCGAAUCCUUCGCCAAAGACGCCAUCGCAGAAGCUGACCGCGCAAUCUCUCUCCUCCCGCGCGACGCCGCCGCGCUGAUUCUUCGCGCCUUAGCGCUGGACGUUCUCGGCCGCCGUACUUCGGCGCUCCGAUCAAUCGACGCCGCGAUCUCACCGCCGGCGGUGAAGUCGCUGUUAGGGAGAGAAAAAGGAGAUGCGCUGGUGAAGCGAGCCGAGUUACAAUUGGCGGUGAAUCGGCGGCGAAGAGUUGACUCGGCUUUAUCGGACCUUGUUGAAGCGAUGAGUCUGACUCGGGAUAAUCCAAAGGGGUUUUGUUUAUUGGGCCAGUGUUAUGAGAUUAAAGGGAUGAAAGAUGAGGCUUGUGAGGCCUUUCGCGAAGCCCUAAAGAUUGAGCCCGAGUCCACUCAGGCCCGUCAAUGUUUGGCCCGACUGAAUUCAUCAACAUGA